CUUCGCUCCGUAGGUGUGCGUCUGGACCGUGUCCGGGGAGGGCGGCAGAAAUACAAGCGAAGGAUUGACAUUGAGAACAGCUCAUAUUUCAGUUUACAGCUGCCCCCAGCCAAAAAAACAGUCAGUCAGAUUGUGUCCCACCUCCUGGUGGCUGAGCCGGAGAAGAUCUACGCCAUGCCAGACCCCACCGUGCCCGAGAGUGACAUCAAAGCCUUGACCACGCUGUGUGACCUGGCCGACAGGGAGCUCGUGGUCACCAUUGGCUGGGCCAAGCACAUCCCUGGGUUCCCAGCGCUGUCUCUCGGGGACCAGAUGAGUUUGCUCCAGGCGGGUUGGAUGGAGCUGCUGCUGCUGGGCGUGGCUUACCGCUCGCUGCCGUACGAGGAGGAGCUCGUUUACGCGGAGGAUUACAUCCUGGACGUGGAGCGGGCGCGGGUGACGGGGCUGCUGGAGCUGCACGUGUCCAUCCGCCAACUGGUCCAGCGCUACAGAGGCUUACAGCUGGAGAGGGAGGAGUUUAUCACACUGAAAGCCCUGGCAUUGGCCAACUCAGACGCGGCUCAGAUUGAGGAUGUGGGGGCUGUGCAGAGACUCCAGGACCUGCUCCACGAGGCGCUGCAGGAGCAUGAGGGCGGCCGUCACGCCCAGGGCCCUCGCCGGGCCGGCAAACUGCUCAUGACGUUGCCGCUACUGCGGCAGAUCAGCACCAAAGCCGUGCAGCACUUCUACAGCGUGAAGCUACAGGGCCAUGUUCCCAUGCACAAGCUCUUCCUUGAGAUGCUGGAGGCCAAGGUCUGAGGGUGACAGACA
Molecule: messenger RNA, 810 nt
Organism: Callorhinchus milii (elephant shark)
Lineage: Eukaryota; Metazoa; Chordata; Chondrichthyes; Chimaeriformes; Callorhinchidae
Product: estrogen-related receptor gamma-like
Exons: 4
Source: RefSeq, a predicted model, not a curated record